Messenger RNA from Musa acuminata subsp. malaccensis (wild Malaysian banana), 1263 nucleotides. RefSeq names its product 2-dehydro-3-deoxyphosphooctonate aldolase. Gene Ontology annotation, molecular function: 3-deoxy-8-phosphooctulonate synthase activity. Gene Ontology annotation, cellular component: cytosol; cytoplasm. NCBI's taxonomy places the organism in Eukaryota, Viridiplantae, Streptophyta, Magnoliopsida, Zingiberales, Musaceae. Gene Ontology annotation, biological process: monosaccharide biosynthetic process. The record is from RefSeq and is a predicted model, not a curated record.
CGUUUCCUGUAUCUGGCAGUACCCAUGGAAGGCAUCCCGAGGACGACGGUUCGUCCAAAACCCUUUCGACGUCCUCUUCGCAACCGAGAUCCAGAGCUCCAGGCUGCAGGGAUCGCGCGGUUCUUCCUCCGAUCGAAAUCUCUUCAAGCUCGUCGACGAGUUCUGGAACUCUACUGACGAAUCGAAGGCAAUGGAUUCUUCUGUUGCACUUUUCAACCAGCUCAAGGCUGCAGAACCAUUUUUCGUACUAGCAGGCCCUAAUGUUAUUGAAUCUGAGGAGCAUAUACUGAAGAUGGCCAAACAUAUAAAAGCCAUCACAUCAAGGCUCGGUUUGCCCCUAGUGUUCAAGUCAAGUUUUGACAAAGCUAAUCGUACUUCAUUGAAAUCAUUCCGAGGUCCUGGUUUGGAGCAAGGCUUGAAGAUUCUUGAGAAGGUAAAAGUGGCAUAUGAUCUUCCUAUAGUAACUGACGUGCAUGAGAGCAGCCAGUGUGAACUUGUUGGAAGAGUUGCAGACAUCAUUCAAAUUCCAGCUUUUCUGUGCCGUCAGACUGACCUUCUAGUAGCAGCAGCAAAGACUGGAAAAAUAAUAAAUAUUAAGAAAGGCCAGUUUUGUGCCCCUUCAGUUAUGGUGAAUUCUGCAGAAAAGGUUAGACUUGCAGGCAACCCAAAUGUAAUGGUUUGUGAGCGAGGCACCAUGUUUGGGUACAAUGAUUUGAUCGUUGAUCCACGGAAUUUGGAAUGGAUGAGGGAAGCAAAUUGCCCUGUUGUAGCAGAUGUUACACAUUCACUACAGCAACCUGCAGGGAAGAAGCUUGACGGCGGUGGUGUUGCAAGUGGGGGACUGCGUGAACUAAUACCGUGUAUUGCAAGGACUGCAGUUGUUGUUGGUGUGGAUGGAAUUUUUAUGGAGGUACACGAUGAUCCCCUUAGUGCACCGGUUGAUGGUCCAACCCAAUGGCCUUUGCGCAAUUUGGAGGAGCUACUCGAAGAGCUCAUCGCAAUCGCUAGGGUCACCAAGGGGAAAAAGGCAUUCAAAAUUGAUCUUACACCUUUCCGCGAUUGAAGUGAUGAUACCGGCAGAACACGAAGGCAUAAAUCAUUUAUUUAGCUGCAGUUUAUCCAUCCACUCACUCUCAAGGGAAUAACCAGACUUUGGUGCGUUUGUGCAUUUGUUUGUUCGGCCUAGUACAAGAACCAUGUCUUAUCAAAUGUAACAUUUUGCUCAUCAAUUUGUUGUUUCCUAUUUUUUAAGGAGUACUUAAA